Messenger RNA from Centropristis striata (black sea bass), 1096 nucleotides. RefSeq names its product GTP binding protein 8 (putative) (gene gtpbp8). The transcript is spliced from 8 exons. Lineage: Eukaryota; Metazoa; Chordata; Actinopteri; Perciformes; Serranidae. Gene Ontology annotation, cellular component: mitochondrion. Bases 146 to 1009 code for a protein of 287 amino acids. The record is from RefSeq and is a predicted model, not a curated record. Gene Ontology annotation, molecular function: GTP binding.
GGUCAGUGAAAACAAACAGUAAAAAAGAAGUCAUGAGUCCAGUAGAUAACGGUCAGUUGUAGCCAAAACACGCUUUAUUAUCCGUUAUUAAGCAAUGAAAAUAUUGGAAUUUAGCUGCAGGCCGGUCUGAAAUCUGCAGGGGAAGAUGUUUUGUCUCCAGAUGUCCCUCUGGCUUCGGCCCAGGACACAACUUUGCUCAGUCUCAAGGAAGAGUGUCCAUAAACUUGCUUCGCUUCAGGAAGCCACAAUGCUUCCCCCAAAGAAAGUCCAAAGCUUACUUUACCCCUUCAGUGAACUGGAGCCUUAUUUGGACAGGUCUGUGGACAGGGCUCCAUUCCAGCUGUUUCAUCCCAGUUUGGAAGACAUGAUUAAAGCAGAAAAGCUCUUCUACUCUUCACCGUCUCACCAUAUUGAUUACUACCUCUCUGCUGAGAGGAUGGACCAUGCACCUGCACUGAAAGCACCAGAGGUCUGUUUCAUCGGCAGAAGCAACGUGGGCAAGUCGUCUCUCAUCAAAAGCCUGUUCUCUCUAACUCCUGAGGUAGAAGUCCGAGUCUCCAAAACGCCAGGCCACACAAAGAAGAUGAACUUCUUCAGAGUGGGCAGAACUUUCACCAUCGUUGACAUGCCAGGCUAUGGAUACAGAGCACCAAAAGACUUUGUGGAAAUGGUGGAGCCGUAUCUCUACACACGGAAAAAUCUGGCGAGGACAUUCCUGCUGGUUGAUGGCAGUGUUGGUGUGCAGAAGGCGGACCUUAUUGCCCUGGAGAUGUGUGAGGAGACAAGAUGUCCAUAUGUGAUGGUGGUGACGAAGAUUGACAAAUGCAGAAGCGGAACGCUGCUGAACAACUUAGUGAACCUUCAGGAUUUGAUUAAAACACAUACGACAAGCUGCUUCCCCCAGCCGUUCCUGGUUAGCUCCUACCACUUUUUGGGGAUCUACCUCCUGAGGUGCUUCGUUGCUCAUGUAACAGGGAGCAUCAGCUUAACAGACACCUUUCAAAGCUGACAUAACAGCAGCCUAACAUAGCUCUACAUACAUCCACAUUGUAGCUGCUUCAGAGACUUUUAUUUUCUAAUAAAAUGUAAAACACUU